AUGAAGAAUGGCAGAGAUGGCUGUUUCGGACAAGGACUACCCUUUGAAGGGCGUAGUCAUUUGCUUUACACGCCAUUGACCCAAAUGGCAGAGCAAAUGGGCGCACUGCAUAGUGUUCAUCUUACCUCGGAUGUGACACAUCUACUUGUUGGUGAUACAAAUAGCGACAAGUACAGGUACGUUGCAAGGGAACGCAAUGAUGUCCAGGUCAUGAAGCCAGAAUGGAUUGAGGCCGUACGACAAUCAUGGACUCAAGGAGAGGACAUGAACAUACAGGCGGUGGAAAAAGAAUACAAACUGCCAGCUCUAUUUGGGCUGAAGAUAUGUAUCACUGGAUUUUCAGACCUUCCUUUCCGAGCAUACAUGCAGAAGACAACGGAAGAGAACGGAGCCGAGUAUCGCAAAGAUCUGACAAAAUCUGUCUCGCAUUUGAUUGCGCGCGACUCGAGUGGCGAGAAAUUCAAAUUCGCAACGCAAUGGAACAUCAAAGUGGUAUCGGUGAAAUGGUUUACCGACAGCAUCGAGCGCGGGAUGAUCUUGAAUGAAGAUAAAUAUCAUCCAAUGGUACCACAAGAAGAGCAGGGUGUUGGGGCAUGGGAUCGAUCUCUCCCGUCACAGAGGGAGCCCUCUCGGAGAGACAGUGUGGGCACCAAAGACAGUCCGGGGAACCCACGCCCUCGAAAAUUGCGCAGGAUGGCAAGUACCAAAUUGGUAGAUCAGAAUGAAAGUAUUUGGGGUGAUAUCGUCGGAACAGGGUUUGCCAAUGAGACCAAAGGAACCGAUACCACCCCCAAAGGCCAACAACCUGAAGCCUCCAAACCUACGAUACAGGCAUACAAAUCUUUUGCUAGCGAGACUACUUUCUCAGAAAGCACUCAAUCUAAUCAAAUGCCAGCGCCAGCGCCAGUACCGGUGAAAGACACUGGCUUUUUACAUGCGACUUUCUUCUUCAUCGCUGGAUUCUCUUCUAAGCAGGCCAAAGUUCUACGGGAGCAUCUGACUUAUAACGGAGCUCAAUUGGUAGAUUCGCUGAACGAUUUUUCCCGGCCUGCUAUCCCCAAAACUGGACAUGGAUUGUUCAUCAUGGUACCAUAUCAGACCCCUGGCUCGCAAGUACCUUCUACGGACGAUAUGGCUUUCGAAUGCGAAGUUGUCACAGAAAUGUGGCUGGAAAGGUGCAUUGAUGCCCGGGCGUUUGUCCCACCCGAGUCCCAUGUAGCGAGCACUCCAUUCUCGAAAUUUCCUAUACCAGGGUUCCCGGAAAUGCGUAUCUGUUCCACUGGCUUUGGAGGCAUCGAUCUUCUGCACCUUCGCAAAGUUGUAGAAUUGAUGGGUGCUGUAUAUGGAGAUUUCUUGACACCCAAAGCAUCCGUUCUCGUCUGUAAAGAUCCUCAAACAGCGAGUCUGGACAAAUUGCGUCAUACGGCAGAAUGGGGGGUUCCAGCUGUCUCCGCUGACUGGCUUUGGAUAUCGAUACAGGCUGGUCAAACGAAGCCAUUCGAUGCAUACAUCGUUCGACGGCCCACAUCUCAAACCAACGGUGCCGAGAAAAUUGGCACCUCCUCUGCAAAGCGAAAGCAAUUGCACAAAACUGUUGACGAACGACGAGCAGACUCACCGCUGAGAAGCUCUGUCAAUGCCACAGCAGCCAAACUAGACAGAAGAGACUCUGGAAACGGGCUUCCGAGCCGAACUGUACCAGUCAUUGGCGAUGGUUUCGUAGAUGAUGCACCAAAACCGUCUGUUCCCGAAUCUCGAUCGCCAUCCCCGGCUAGAAACUCAGAACAACAAGCCGGAGAGGAACCUGGCACCAAAGAGGGCACUCCAAGCACCGAACCCCCACCCAAACCAGGUCCAUCAGCGCUGGACACCGCACUCAGCGGACUGCUUCAACAGGCCCGAGCAGCCAAAUCUAGACAACAAUCCGAGGCCACCAAGGACGGUGGCGACCCACCCAGACGAAAGCGCAAGCCCCUUCUAGGCCGUGCUCCAUCCCACACCUCAGCAAAGGUACUCGAGAACCCCAUCUCUCGCGCCAGCUCAAUCGAUACACUCAAUGACGACGGCCUGGGCAGCGCACUCGAAAGCGCCCAGCCAACACGAGAAAACUCUCAAUCCCUCGGCAGGGGCGAACAGAGCUUAUCAUCUAUGCUCAGUGGCGGGAAGUUUGAUUUCCUCAAUGACCGACUGCCAGCUCACGCUGAAGACGAAGAUGAGGAAAACCAGCAGCCACAGAUGACACAGCUGGAUUAUGAAGAUCCCGAUGCGGCUGCUAUGAGAGCAGAAUUCCUUCGCAAUGCGGGGAAGCUAUCAACCAAGACCAAGACCGAUAGCGGCGUGCAUGUUGGAGAGGUACGGGAGCUAGAGGAUCUUGGGUGGGCUUCUGGUCGUAGAACGAGGAAGCAACCUGUUCGAGUCGAAGACGAAUAA
Molecule: messenger RNA, 2430 nt
Organism: Penicillium brevicompactum
Lineage: Eukaryota; Fungi; Ascomycota; Eurotiomycetes; Eurotiales; Aspergillaceae
Exons: 6
Coding region: 1-2430 (809 amino acids)
Biological process (GO): mitotic DNA replication checkpoint signaling; mitotic G2 DNA damage checkpoint signaling; DNA replication initiation
Source: RefSeq, a predicted model, not a curated record